AUGGGGUGCCUUUGCUCAGGGCUCAUAUUUCCCAUGAGCUGCCUGAUCCUGCUGUGGGCGGCAGGCUCUGGCAGCAUUAAGGUCCUGCAUAAGCCCACCUGCUUCUCCGACUAUGACAGCACCUCCACCUGUGAGUGGAAGAUGGACGGUCCCACCAACUGCAGCACCAGGCUCCUUCUGUACUACAAGCAGGAUUUUGAGCCCUUUGAAAACCUCACGUGUGUCCCUAAGAACAAGGAAGACGCAGUGUGCUUGUGCAAUAUGCUAAUGGAUGUCAUAUACAGUGUGGACAAUUAUAUCCUGCAACUGUGGGCUGGGCAGCAGCUACUGUGGGAUGACUCCUUCAAGCCCAGCCACCAUGUCAAACCCAAGGCCCCCACUAAUCUCACGGUUCACAAGAACACCUCUGAUACGUUGCUGCUGACGUGGAACAACCCAUACCUCCCUGAGAAUCACCUGCACUCGGAGCUUGUCUACCUGGUCAAUAUCUCAAACGUGAACGACCCCUCGGACUUCAAAACCCAAGACGUGACCUACUUGAAGCCCUUCCUUCAUGUGCCAGCCAGGUCCCUCAAGUCUGGAGUCUUCUACAGUGCGAGGGUAAAGACUCGGUCUCCACAGUAUAACAGCACCUGGAGUGAGUGGAGCCACAGCCGCAAGUGGUACAACAACUAUGAGAAGCCUCUGAUGCAGCGCCUGCUGGUUGGUGUCAUCAUCACCUGCCUCCUCAUCCUGGUCGUCUGCCUGUCCUGCUACUGGCUCAUCAUCAGGAUUAAGAAGGAAUGGUGGGACCAGAUUCCCAACCCAGCCCACAGCCCCCUCAUUGCUAUCAUCAUCCAGGACUCUCAGGUGUCACUAUGGGGGAUGCAGUCCCGAGGCCAGAAACCAGCCAAGUGCCCACGCUGGAAGACUUGUCUGACCAAGCUCCUGCCCUGUUUGCUGGAGCAUAGGAAAGAACAGGACGAGGAUGUCCCCAAGGCCACCAGGCAUGGGCCUUUCCCGGGCCCUGCAAAGUCAGCCUGUUGCUCCGUGGAGCUCAGCAAGACGGUGCUCUGGCCGGAGAGCCCCAGCGUGGUGCAGUGUGUGGAGCUGUGUGAGGCUCCGGUGGAGGGCGACGAGGAGGAAGUGGAGGAAGAUGAAGGGAGCUUCUGCCCAUCGCCAGAGAGCAGUGGACUCAGCUUCCCGGAGGGCAGGGAGGGCAUCGUGGCCCGGCUGACAGAGAGCCUGUUCCUGGACCUCCUCGGGAGCCAGGAUCAGGGAUUGGGAGAGUCGUUCCUUUCUCCACCAUCAGGGGGCAGGAGUACUCAGAUGCCUUGGGCAGAGUUCCCUGGCACAGGGCCCAAGGAGAAGGGCCUCCUUGCCCUGGAGUCAACCAGCCUGGCUCUCACAGAGACCCCCGCUGUCGUCACAGACAACCCUGCAUACCGCAGCCUUAGCACCUUGCUGAGCCAGGCCCCGGGCACUGGAGAGCUGGACUCAGACCUGCAGCUGGCGGAACAUGUGGGAGAAGCGGACUCCCAGGCCCCCAGUGCCCCUCCAUCCUCGGUGCAAACCACCUCACACGAGCCAGAGCUAGAGACCUGGGAACAGAUUCUCCACCACAGCGUCCUCCAGCAUGGGGCAGCCCCGGCCCACGCCUUGCCCCCUGCCAGCGAGGCGGCCUCAGCCCCUGUCAGCGGCUAUCGGGAGUUUGUGAGUGCGGUAAAGCAGGGUCAGAGCCAGGACGGCCCGGCAGUGGGCUUCAACCCUUCCGGAGAGGCUGGGUACAAGGCCUUCUCGAGUUUGCUUGCCAGCAGUGCUGCCUGCCCGGCGAUACCUGAAGGGGAGGCCAGCAGUGAAGAGGGGAGCUACAAGCCCUUCCACAGCCUCCUUCCUGGCUGCUCUGAGGCCACCGCCCCAGUCCUGGUCCCCCGGUUCACCUUUGGUCUGGACAUGGAGCCCCCUCACAGCCCACAGAGCUCAUGCCUCCCAAGCAGCUCCCCAGGGCACCUCAGUCUGGGGCCAGUGGUGAAGGAAGAGGACAGCCAGAAGCCCCCAUUGUCCCCAGAGCAGGCCGCGGACCCCUUCAGGGAUGACCUGGGCAGCGGCAUUGUCUACUCAACCCUCACCUGCCACCUGUGUGGCCACCUGAAGCAGCAUCAUGGCCAGGAGGAGCAUGGCGAGCCACACGCUGUGGCCAGCCCCUGCUGUGGCUGCUGCUGUGGGGACAAGUCCUCGCCCCCCGUGAGCCCCCUGAAGGCUCUGGACCCCUCCUCAGGUGGGCUGCAGCUGAAAGCUAGUCUCCCUUCAGCAUCCCUAGCUCCCUUGGACAUCUCAGAGGAAAGGAAGUCCUCACUGCCCUUCCAGCCUGCCCUUAACAAUGCUCAGAGCUCAGACCAGCCUCCCAGGGUGGUGGCCACGGCCUCCACAGAACCCCAUUCAUGA
Orycteropus afer afer is the source of this 2424-nucleotide messenger RNA. RefSeq names its product interleukin 4 receptor (gene IL4R). Gene Ontology annotation, cellular component: external side of plasma membrane; membrane. The record is from RefSeq and is a predicted model, not a curated record. Gene Ontology annotation, molecular function: protein binding; cytokine receptor activity. Bases 1 to 2424 code for a protein of 807 amino acids. Lineage: Eukaryota; Metazoa; Chordata; Mammalia; Tubulidentata; Orycteropodidae. Gene Ontology annotation, biological process: production of molecular mediator involved in inflammatory response; cytokine-mediated signaling pathway. The transcript has 9 exons.